CUCAUAUGGACAACGUUUCCGUUUUGGAGGGUGAUAGUUUUAGUGGAAAGUUGUAAACCAAAAAGAUAUCAAGCUCUGCUGUGUGACAUUGUCUUCCACAAAAAGACAUCAUGGCUCGUAACAGUGAAAAAGCUAUGACAACCUUAGCUAGGUGGCGGGCAGCUCAUCUUGGUGAUAAUAAGGAACAGGAAAGGCGGCCAUACAUAGCCUCUGAAUGCAUGGAUUUAAGGAAAGCAGAGAAGUUCAGAAGACAAAUAAUUGGAGAAAUUUCAAGAAAAGUUGCCCAAAUUCAAAAUGCUGGUUUGGGCGAGUUUCGACUGCGAGACCUCAAUGACGAGAUUAACAAGUUGUUACGAGAGAAAGGUCACUGGGAAGACCACAUCAAGGAUCUUGAUGGACCCGAUUAUCGAAAAAUUGGACCAAAGAUGUUAGAUCAGGAAGGAAAAGAGGUACCAGGAAACAGAGGAUACAAAUAUUUUGGAGCUGCAAAGGAUCUUCCUGGGGUCAAGGAACUGUUUGAACAAGAACCACCUCCCAUGCUGCGGAAAACUCGGGCUGAGAUGAUGAAGGACAUUGAUGCUGAUUACUAUGGUUACAGAGAUGAAGAUGAUGGUAUCAUCGUACCGAUAGAACAGGAAAUAGAAAAAGAAGCCAUUGCAAAGGCAGUGAGAGAGUGGAAAGAACAACAGGAAGCUCGCGCUAAUGGUAACCAUGGUGACCAGGGAGAGGAAGAGGACGACGAGCCAGUUCUGUACCAGCAGGAGGAGAUUGAGGAAGAAGAAAUGGAGACCACAAAAGCUGAGGAAGAACCUCAACAUUUUAUUGCUCAUGUUCCUGUACCGUCACAAAAAGAGAUUGAAGAAGCCCUUGUCCAAAGAAAGAAAUUGGAGCUUUUACAAAGAUAUGCCAGUGAAUCACUUCAAACAGAAGAGGUUGAAUCUAAGGAGAUGAUGGGUUUAUAGCGGUGUACAGAGGACUGAGAGUGUGUGUUAGAUACUGAUAGUGAUUACUAAGUAUGGUUGUAUGUUAGUGACAAUGUAUGUACAAAAUGAUCAUCUACAUUCAUAUUACAUGUGUAUUCUUAGUGUGUUUGUACAAUAGUGAGCUGGUGUGUAUAAAAUCAAGAUCAUGGUGUUUGUAUGCGAGUGAGAUUGUGUGUACAAAAUCAACAUCAUGGUGUGAUUGUAUGGUAGUGAGCUUGUGUGUACAAAAUCAACAUUAUAGUGUGAUUGUAUGAUAGUGAGCUUGUGUGUACAAAAUCAACAUCAUGGUGUGAUUGUAUGGUAGUGAGCUUGUGUGUACAAAAUCAACAUCAUGGUGUGUUUGUAUGUGAGUGAGCUUGUGUGUACAAAAUCAACAUCAUGGUAUGAUUGUAUGAUAGUGUGCUUGUGUGUACAAAAUCAACAUCAUGGUGUGAUUGUAUGAUAGUGUGCUUGUGUGUACAAAAUCAACAUCAUGGUGUGAUUGUAUGGUAGUGAGCUUGUGUGUACAAAAUCAACAUCAUGGUGUGAUUGUAUGGUAGUGAGCUUGUGUGUACAAAAUCAAGAUCAUGGUGUGUUUGUAUGUGAGUGAGCUUGUGUGUACAAAAUCAACAUCAUGGUAUGAUUGUAUGAUAGUGUGCUUGUGUGUACAAAAUCAACAUCAUGGUGUGAUUGUAUGGUAGUGAGCUUGUGUGUACAAAAUCAACAUCAUGGUGUGAUUGUAUGGUAGUGAGCUUGUGUGUACAAAAUCAACAUCAUGGUAUGAUUGUAUGGUAGUGAGCUUGUGUGUACAAAAUCAACAUUAUAGUGUGAUUGUAUGAUAGUGUGCUGGUGUGUACAAAAUCAACAUCAUGGUGUGAUUGUAUGAUAGUGUGCUGGUGUGUACAAAAUCAACAUCAUGGUGUGAUUGUAUGAUAGUGUGCUGGUGUGUAUAAAAUCAACAUCAUGUUGCGUUUGUAUGUGAGUGAACUGGUGUGUACAAAAGCUACAUCAUGGUGUGUUUGUAUGCGAGUGAGCUUAUGUGUACAAAAUCAACAUCAUGGUGUGUUUGUAUGUGAGUGAGCUUGUGAGUACAAAAUCAACAUCAUAGUGUGAUUGUAUGUUUCUGUGUAAGUUAACUGAUAUGUACAAAAUUAACAUUAUUAUAGUGUGUAUGUUAGUGAACUUGUGUACAUGUACAUCAUAUGUCAUUAUAGAGUUGGUAUGAUCAUAGCAUAUACUGGUUUAUAUUAACAUGGCAGUACCAUGUUUUUUUUUCUUAAAAUUUCCGUAAAUAAAUUAUAUGACAUGCAAAUUUUGUACACAAAAAAAUCACAUUUGUGUGUUUUUGAGAUAUGUUCGUCUCAAAAUAUUGUUUUACAAGAUAUGUACAUUUUUAUCAAACUCACAGAUCAAACAUACAAUGUAAUGAACCAUAGAAAUGUUUGUCAAAAACUGUGAUGCAUGUAUAAUGAAUAUCAACACAGUCUGUGUGUUUCUAUGGUGAUACCAGCUGUACUGUGUUUCUAUGGUGAUACCAGCUGUACUGUGUUUCUAUGGUGAUACCAGCUGUACUGUGUUUCUAUGGUGAUACCAGCUGUACUGUGUUUCUAUGGUGAUACCAGCUGUACUGUGCUUCUAUGGUGAUACCAGCUGUACUGUGUUUCUAUGGUGAUACCAGCUGUACUGUGUUUCUAUGGUGAUACCAGCUGUACUGUGUUUCUAUGGUGAUACCAGCUGUACUGUGUUUCUAUGGUGAUACCAGCUGUACUGUGUUUCUAUGGUGAUACCAGCUGUACUGUGUUUCUAUGGUGAUACCAGCUGUACUGUGUUUCUAUGGUGAUACCAGCUGUACUGUGUUUCUAUGGUGAUACCAGUUGUACUGUGUUUCUAUGGUGAUACCAGCUGUACUGUGUUUCUAUGGUGAUACCAGCUGUACUGUCUGUUAACAUAUUAUUACUUUUGUACUAGAGCAACUUAACUUAAAUCAUCUUAAAAAAGGUGUUUCCUGUUGUAUUCCCCAUAAAGAAAACUUGAAUGUGUGUAUGUGUGAAUGUAAGGUUAAAUGCAUUUGUAAUGUAAAUAGAAAGACGAUAAAUUUUAUACAUUUCUGUACAUAAAUAUGUAUAAAGACUUGUUGGUGAAUCAAGUGCUUAAAAUUUGUAUUAAACUAUAUUUUUUUGUAAAUUGAA
Pecten maximus is the source of this 3151-nucleotide messenger RNA. Its product is annotated as pre-mRNA-splicing factor ISY1 homolog. The record is from RefSeq and is a predicted model, not a curated record. The coding region runs from base 111 to 962 and encodes 283 amino acids. Gene Ontology annotation, cellular component: post-spliceosomal complex; Prp19 complex; catalytic step 2 spliceosome. The transcript is spliced from 11 exons. Gene Ontology annotation, biological process: generation of catalytic spliceosome for second transesterification step; mRNA 3'-splice site recognition. Lineage: Eukaryota; Metazoa; Mollusca; Bivalvia; Pectinida; Pectinidae.